AUGUCAUCAUUUUGGCGUAGUCUGCAUUAUAGUGCCAAGCGCCGAUCAUUCACCCCUCAGACUCCGUACCGAUGCUUUUCCUGCUCGAUCCGAGCGCGCCAGCCGGAGGCUUCAAAGCCUGGCCACGAUGGACGAACGACUCAUUUCGGAUUCGAAACUGUCCCGGAAGCUGAAAAGGAAGCUAGAGUGGGAGCUGUUUUCAGCUCUGUUGCUAGCUCAUACGACACAAUGAACGAUUUCAUGUCUCUGGGAAUUCACCGCCUCUGGAAAGACCACUUUGUUCGAGGCUUGAAUCCCGGUUCAUCAUAUCCGAGGAGCAACCCUGACGAGGAGCAAGGGUGGAAUAUUCUCGACGUCGCUGGGGGAACUGGAGAUAUUGCGUUUCGGAUGCUUGACCAUGCGACGAACAUUAAUAAUGACCAUAAAACACGCGUGACCAUAGCAGACAUAAACCCAGACAUGCUCGCAGAGGGAAAGAAGCGGAGUCUCGAGACCCCAUACUACAAUACGGAUAGAUUAUCUUUUAUGCAGGGCAACGCGGAAUCCAUCCCCAUGAUUCCUGAUAACUCGAUCGAUCUGUAUACUGUGGCGUUCGGCAUCCGGAAUUUUACCGAUAAGCAAGCUGCACUCAAUGAAGCCUUUCGUGUCUUGAAACCCGGUGGUGUCUUUGCGAGUUUGGAAUUCAGCAAGGUUACAAAUGGCAUGUUUGACCAAGUGUACAAACAGUGGAGCUUCAGUGCAAUUCCUUUGAUCGGACACCUGGUGGCAGGCGACCGGUCGAGCUACCAGUACUUGGUUGAAAGUAUUGAAAAAUUCCCAAGCCAGGAGGAAUUCCGCGGGAUGAUCCAGAAAGCUGGUUUCAUGACACCUGGGCGGGGCUAUGAGAACCUCACCAUGGGAAUUGCUGCAAUCCAUAGAGGUGUGAAGCCAUUGACAACCUCAAAAUAG
Blastomyces dermatitidis ER-3 is the source of this 948-nucleotide messenger RNA. RefSeq names its product ubiquinone biosynthesis methyltransferase. Gene Ontology annotation, molecular function: methyltransferase activity. Lineage: Eukaryota; Fungi; Ascomycota; Eurotiomycetes; Onygenales; Ajellomycetaceae. The record is from RefSeq and is a predicted model, not a curated record. The transcript has 2 exons. The coding region runs from base 1 to 948 and encodes 315 amino acids. Gene Ontology annotation, biological process: ubiquinone biosynthetic process.